Molecule: messenger RNA, 510 nt
Organism: Symbiodinium natans
Lineage: Eukaryota; Dinophyceae; Suessiales; Symbiodiniaceae
Source: the annotation of a GenBank genome assembly
AUGGAAGACAUGGAGGGGGCCAUCAAGGCGUGCAAGGAAGGUCUGAAGCUCUACACCACGUCGCUCGGCUCCACGGGUUGCGAGGUAGACCUUUGUGUGGUUUUUGGCGCAAGAUGCGCAACGAAGGCCCCAGAUCCGGCAGAAGCUGGAGCACAGCUUGGAAGAGGCCAAGAAAGGACCCAAGGAGAUCCUCAGAGGGCUGAGAGCUGCCAUGAGCCUGCCCCGAGCUGCUUGGUUGCAGAGCUGCUGAAAGUGCUGAAAGAGCUGUGUGUAGAGCGGAGGAGAAGUCUCCGGAAGAGGAGAAGAAGCGAGAAGAGUUGCUGCAACAGCACAAGGCGUGUAAGUAUGAUCUUCAGUCUGUGCAAGUUAGAUGUAGCUCCUCCAGCUCCUCAUGGCCUUCGGAAGGAGAAACAAAAAGUGCAAAAGAAGGAAUGGAGGAAUUUGACUGAGAAAGCAGUUGCUUGGCUGGUCGCAUUGUGCAGAGAAGGACCCAGAAAAAUAGUCAAUUGA